Caenorhabditis sp. 36 PRJEB53466 is the source of this 666-nucleotide messenger RNA. The record is from the annotation of a GenBank genome assembly. NCBI's taxonomy places the organism in Eukaryota, Metazoa, Nematoda, Chromadorea, Rhabditida, Rhabditidae.
AUGGAACGUCGUGAAGCCGUUCAAUCUCUCGGAAAGCGGUACUGUAUGGCAACCAAAAGUGUUCAACAUCUCACUGUCAGCUACAAGGUUCAAUUCCGGAAUUCCUGCUCCCACUCGGGCGAUUACGGAAUGGCUGAACACGAAGAAACGGGAAAGAGUAGCAAACGUUCCCGAAUUAGCUACCCAAGAAAUGAUGAUUAUAGAAAAAGUAAGUGUCACGAAAGCGUACAAUUUUUGGACACAUUGCUUUUCAGACUGAAACAUCAUCGGCGAUAAAUGAAUUAUUUUCGAAAUCAUCAACAAGUCGAACUAACGAAGUGAUCACCUUGGACGACAGCGAUGAAGAACAACCGACUGUAACCGAAAAAGAAAGUGGAAGUACUGAAUGGAUUGUGGUGGAUGGACAGAAGUUUUCAAAGGAAGCGUUUUCCCAGCUGCCUCUGCUCAUUAGGAAAGUGUGUUUAAAUUUUUUGUAUAUACCCACAAAGUAAUCUUCAGCAAUACGAGCACAGAAUGACUCUAGAAAGCGCACGUCUCUUGAAGAAGACAUCGAAGAAUACAACCAAAAAAAAUAGAAAAAGAGGAGCAAAUCUGAAUGUGGAGAAUCAGAAGAAGAAACAGAAGACAGUAUCGCAAUUGCAUUCCUUCUUUACGAAGUGUACAUGA